Molecule: messenger RNA, 1989 nt
Organism: Heterotrigona itama
Lineage: Eukaryota; Metazoa; Arthropoda; Insecta; Hymenoptera; Apidae
Source: the annotation of a GenBank genome assembly
CUCACACAUAUUCACAUGUUUCUGAAAAAUGUAUGAUUCAUAUGUCAUGCAUGGUACUAUACAUUGAAGAUAUUUCGAUUAUAAUAUUUCAUGUAAGGCUAUUAAAAUAAUUAUGAACUUAUAAAUUCCAUAACAAAUACGUUUAUUUGUCGGAGGCUGACUAAUCACAAGCGUUGUUACGAAGUAACAGCCAAUCCUGUGAUCCGUAUCUGAACGGUGCUGUCGCCUAUCUUUUACAGGACCAAACUGCGUUUCUGAAAAAACACUAACCGACAGUCUAAUAUCGACGAAGGAGUUGUGCAAAAGUUCUAUAACAAAUCAAUUGACUAACAGGUACAUUUCUUUGGUUUUAUCGUCAAACGAAUGUAGUAAAUCGUUCACACAUCAUCGCGUUUAUACGUGUUAUUUACAAAUAAUAUUUCUUAUGGUGGAAAAAGUCAUGGUUCGCGAUGCACAAAUCUCUUGUGCAUAUCAAUGUUACAUGCACGCUUGUCGCCAUUUUGUUUAUUGUGUCUGCUUUUGGAGGGAAACCGGAUUUUAAUUUAUACCGUUUCUAAUUCAUUCUCAUCUAAUUUAACAUAUUUGCGAGUAAAUUUACAGUAAUUAAAAAAAAUUUAGUGUUUUUUUUUGUAUAAUAAACAUUGAUUUUUUUUAUUUAUUAAAUCAUAUACCGUUAUUUUUGUUAAAAUAAAAGUGGAUAAUUUACAAUUUAUAAAUAAUACUGAUCAAAUUUGCAGUAUUUCAGAGUAAACAAUGGCACGUACUAAGCAGACUGCACGUAAGUCAACAGGAGGUAAAGCUCCCAGGAAGCAACUUGCAACUAAAGCUGCACGUAAAAGUGCGCCAUCCACGGGAGGAGUGAAAAAACCUCAUCGUUACAGGCCUGGUACUGUAGCACUUAGAGAAAUCAGGAGAUACCAGAAAUCGACCGAGUUGCUUAUCAGAAAAUUACCAUUCCAACGUCUAGUUCGUGAAAUUGCACAGGAUUUCAAGACUGACCUGCGAUUUCAAAGCGCUGCAAUUGGAGCAUUGCAAGAAGCUUCCGAAGCAUAUUUGGUCGGAUUGUUCGAAGACACAAAUCUGUGUGCAAUUCACGCCAAACGCGUCACAAUAAUGCCUAAAGAUAUUCAAUUAGCAAGACGAAUUCGCGGCGAACGCGCUUAAACACUUCAUGUCGCAGAUUCUUUGGAUUCUUUCUUUUCUCAACUUCAUGUUAUUUUUACAUUCUUGAAUCAAAUUCAAAUCUAUUACAAUCAAAUUCAUUGUGACUUAGUUUUUUCAUAAGCCAUUACCAUAGGUAAUUACACUGCCAAAUUCUAGAAUGCAGAGACAAAAUAUAUCUAACCAUCAUAUCAAAUAGUUUAGUCGGAGAUGUUUAUAAUUUAAGUAUAGACAAAUAUGCAGAGAGCACGAUGCGAAGUAAGUAGUUUGUGACGAAUAGUAAUAGCACUUUGCAUAAUUCAUAUUUUAUUAUUAUGUACAAUUAUAAGUAAUGUAAGCCAUGUAUAAGCAAUAUAAUAUAUGUAGACAUAAUAUUUUACCGGAAAAAUUACUUAUGUUUGCUAUUCGUGAUUAACACACUUUUCAAAUACAGUUUUCUAUGUUGCUGUCAAAUUAGAUCAUAGAUUAGAUUAAAUUUAUAAUGUAUAAGAUAACCCUUUUAAGCAAGUAAAUAUAAACGUAGUAGCGUUUUACGGAAAGGAGGAAAAAUGAAUGAAAAAUGUUAUAAUUUAUGUUGUAUUUGCAAAAUUAGAUUAUCAAAAUUGAUUUGCAUGUAUAUAUUUAAUUUUUUACAAAAUAUUCUACAUUAAAAUUCGUUAUUAAUUACAUUAUUAUUAUUAAUAAUUGUAAUAAUAGUAAUAAAAAAAAACAAUUCAUAACAUUCUAAAUUAAUGUAAAUGAUUCAUAAAAUUUUUUAAUAAAUUUAACUUGCAUUGUCUUCCUAAAGAAUUGAGCUCUAUAUUUAUUUUUUAAAUACAUAUAUUGUCG